This is a messenger RNA of Syngnathus typhle (broad-nosed pipefish), 2416 nucleotides long. RefSeq names its product calcium binding protein 2a (gene cabp2a). The transcript has 7 exons. Lineage: Eukaryota; Metazoa; Chordata; Actinopteri; Syngnathiformes; Syngnathidae. Bases 102 to 1157 code for a protein of 351 amino acids. Gene Ontology annotation, molecular function: calcium ion binding. The record is from RefSeq and is a predicted model, not a curated record.
UGUGCCUUAGAUUAUGAACCAGUGUCAGACGCUCCACAAACAGAUAAAGAGGACAAAAGGAAAGAGCGCGCAUCUCUGUGCAUGCAGGUUUGGCAGAAAAUAUGACAGACGUGAAGAACGUGUCAUCCUUGGAUGUGCCAGAGGGAAAAUUGUUGAAGAAGGGUUCCAUCAAAAAGAAGAUUGAAUCUCUGAGGCGUUGGAGUUCAGCUAGUAUCAAGAGGCCUCCAAAGCCAAAGGCCAAAACCUUGAGCCUGUCCUCCCCUGUGGGAGACCGUGAUGACCUUUGGCUGCAAGAAGAAGACAAGGGAAAGCUGCGGCCCAUUGUUGCCUCUGUGUUUGGACAGGGGUCCUCUCCUGUAGAGCGAAGCGGGUCCCCGCUGGCAACAGCCGUGCUCGGGGGCCUGAGAGAUGCAGGUGAGAUGGGCACAGAAGAAGACGAGGAAAGAGGGAGUGAGCCGGAAUUCGAUGAGCCGCUCUGCGCUCUGGUUAAGAACUGCAACAUGUUGCACAACAUAGUGGGGCCUGCGUGUGUUUUCCUCAAACAGGGCUUCGCACAGAGCCAGCUCGUAUGUAUGACUACCGCACACACUCUCAAAAGUGUGACACACAUACACACGUGCACGUACACACACUCACACAAAACCCAAGCCAUCAACAAGAGGGUAAACACUUUUUCACACUACUGUAAACUAAAAAUAGUAAUUAUUAUUUUUAUGAUCAAAUCACUUAUUCCUACAGAGUUGCGUGAGGCAUUCAGAGAAUUUGACAAGGACAAGGAUGGCUUUAUCAGCUGUAAGGACCUUGGCGAGUGCAUGAGGACUAUGGGAUACAUGCCAACAGAAAUGGAACUGAUAGAGCUCAGCCAGCAGAUCUGUAGCGGAAAAGUAGACUUUGAAGACUUUGUGGAGUUGAUGGGUCCAAAAAUGCUGGCUGAGACUGCAGACAUGAUUGGAGUCAAAGAGCUGAGAGAUGCCUUUAAAGAAUUUGACUCUGAUGGAGAUGGUCAGAUCAGCCUUGGGGAGCUGAGAGAAGCCAUGAAGAAGUUGAUGGGAGAACAACUAAACCACCGCGAGAUCGAUGAGAUCCUGCGUGAUGUUGAUCUCAACGGGGACGGACAGGUGGACUUUGAGGAGUUUGUCCGAAUGAUGUCUCGCUGAUCGAAGCGUCUAUGCUGCAGUGAAUGGGGACUACACGCUGUUAAUGUUGUAAUUCUUCUUGCUAUACAUUGUUUGUAUCCACCCUUUUAUUCUGUAACAGGUGUGGGAGAACCCUCUGCAUGUGUUAAAGCUCUGCAACAAUGUAAUGUGACUGUUGAGAAUUUGAGUCAUGUAAUGGAAUGAUGUGAAAUAGAAGGGCAGCUGAGCAAGGUAAUGCUCAUGGUCAAAUAUUCUGAAUAGAAUAAAAGUGAUGGAUAAGAAAAUUAAAAAAAACGACUUUUCAUAAAACAAACCUGCUGCUCGCAAACAAAUUUUUCACCAUGACUAACCUCAAUUCAGACUUCAAGACUUUGGACUUCAAUACUGACCAUGUUAAUGUGACUGGUGUAGCAACAUUAACGACAUUGCACGUAUUUUGUUUUAUAGCAGCCACAAAUACUCAGGGGCUCAACAACUAAAGUAAUCCGGUGUCUUUUUUCAUCGCCACAAUUUAGAUUAUGCAGGGGUGUCAAACUCAUUUUUUUACGCGGGCCGCAUUGUAGUCAUAGCUUCUUUCGGAGGGCUGUCAACCCAAAUAAAUGUAUGAGCACCUCAUAUUAUAUACAGUAGAAUCGACAAAACAAACCGGCAAAUAACUCGUUUUCAAAUCAGAUGAGUAAAAACUGGUCAAAUAUUUAAAAAAAAAAAAAAAAAAAAGGUCCUCGCAGGCCACAUAAAAUGAUGUGGUGGGCCGUAUCUGGCCCCCGGGCCUUGAGUUUGACACACGUGACAAAGUGAAUGUGAUAACUAAUGUUUAAGAUGGAAAAUACGGUAUAGACGCCCUAAUUUGCUUCCCUUUGUUGGUAGAAAAUGUUAGAAAAUAAUAAUGUAGAAAGUCAUCAACUACCAUGGUUCUGAGAUUAAAUGUAUCAACAGUAUUUGAAGAAAAAUUGGUAAGAAGUAAAAAAAAAAACUACAGAUGAGAUUGUUACUAUUCACGCUCAUAAUCAUUUCCAUUAAAAACUUCAUUCAAAUAAACAGCUUUUUAUUAAGUUAUGAACUAAAGAAUUGUUGAAAAUGUUUGAAAACAUUUUAAAUAAAAAAUGACUGUUAUGACUACUUCUUCUAAAAUCCUGCUUUUUCACAUAAUCUAUUGGGUUAUAGUAGCACUGUUGGAUGGUACUGUUUUAAGAAAUAUAUAACUGUUUCAAGAACAAAUGCUAUAUUUUUACAGUGUUAGAUGCCAUUACAAAUUAAAUAAAGCACUUUUGUCCAACUAA